AUGCUUGAGGUUCUUGGCAAUCCUCGUUUUCGGGCGAUCUGGUACGUCGUGAAUGUCGCCGAGCUGACACGCUGGAUGGAGCUCCUGGUUACCAGCGUUCUUGUCUAUUCGUUGACCGACUCGGCGCUGAUGCUGGGCCUCGUGCUCGGCUUUGAGAACCUCCCCCGGCCCAUAUUCUCGCCAUUCACCGGGAUCAUCGCCGACCGCUUCGACCGCAAGAAAAUCUGGGUCAGCUCGAUGGUUAUCAAACUGGGCGCCGGCGCCGCGCUCUUUCUGCUGCUGUUUUCGGGCAACAUCGCUCCCUGGCACGUGUUCGCCGCCAUGCUCGCGCAGGGCAUCAGUCGCGCCCUGGAAGACCCGGCCCGCCGCACCGCGAUCUUCGACAUCGUGGGCGAACGCCGGGUCGUCAACGCCCUGUCCAUCGACUCGAUGAGCGGGACCAUGGGGCGCAUGUUGGGCCCCUUCGCGGGCGGUUUUCUGAUCGAGCAUGUCGGCUAUUUCUGGCCGCACUAUCCUGGUUACACCUGGGCCUAUGUCGCCGUUGUCACCAUGCAUGUUGCGGCGUUGCUGAUGGCAAUUCGCGUCAUCAUCCCCCGGGUGGAGCGGGAAUGGCGGGUGGAACCGAUCUGGAAUAGCCUGGGCGACGUGGUGCGGGCGGCGUUCAGCCACCGGCAACUCAUGGGAAUGCUCUUCAUCACCAUUAUGAUUAAUGGCCUGGCCUUUCCGGCCCGCCAGUUCGUGCCGGCCAUUGGCCGCGACCACCUGAAUGUCGGCGAAACGCUGGUGGGCGUCCUCGCGGCCGCAGAAUCCAUCGGUCAGCUGGUGACUGCCGUGAUCCUGGCAUCGGUUGGGUCAAUUCGGUAUCACGGGCGCAUAUUCGCCAUCGGCGCCUUCAGCGUGAUGAUAACGUCGACAAUUUUCGUCUGGUCGCCGUGGUAUGCCGCAACGUUUGCAAUCCUGGUUCUCAGCGGGAUCGGCCUGUCCUGCUUCGGCACCAUGCAGGGGGCCAUCACCAUGCGCUCCUCUCCCCCCGAGAUGCGAGGCCGCAUGGUUGGCCUGCAGAGCCUGUGCAUCGGCAUCGGGACGCCUCCGGGCGUGCUGCUCAUGGGUUGGCUGGGGGAUGUUAUUGGAAUCCAGACGUCCGUGACGCUCAACGCGCUGGUCUGCAUCGCCAUUUCAGUUCCCGCCCUGUUUCUCACGCCGUUGGUCACCCGCCCGUCGCAGCCUCCGCCGGUAACCCAACCCCAGUCCGGGCCCGCCUGA
Molecule: messenger RNA, 1263 nt
Organism: Geodia barretti
Lineage: Eukaryota; Metazoa; Porifera; Demospongiae; Tetractinellida; Geodiidae
Source: the annotation of a GenBank genome assembly